Molecule: messenger RNA, 2948 nt
Organism: Chanos chanos (milkfish)
Lineage: Eukaryota; Metazoa; Chordata; Actinopteri; Gonorynchiformes; Chanidae
Product: homeobox-containing protein 1
Exons: 11
Coding region: 230-1642 (470 amino acids)
Biological process (GO): positive regulation of DNA-templated transcription
Cellular component (GO): nucleus
Molecular function (GO): double-stranded telomeric DNA binding
Source: RefSeq, a predicted model, not a curated record
CCGACUGCUGUUUUGCUGCAGCAUCCCAGGACAAUGUGACCCUUCGCGGAUCACCUUCAGUAGCUAGUUGGAACGACUCGAAGUGCAACUCGGUGCACGAGCGGUUGGGCCAGAUUUACCAGGGAGUGCACCGACUGUUUCGUUGCUUGCUGCACAGUCUAUUACUCCGGCUGCAGUUAGCAAUAGCACUGGGAGUGACUCCCAGACCCUGCGCUGACUUUUCUCGACCAUGCGACAGUGGUGCCUCCCUGCUGUGGCUCCACGCGCUGAACCGCUCCCAACGGGCCGACUCUCACCUUCACUGUCAGAUGCCAGGAUGGAGUGUUGUGAAGUGGAGCCUCGCUAUACUAUUGAGCAGAUCGACUUGCUCCAGCGUCUAAGGCUCUCGGGCAUGACUAAACCUCAGAUCAUCCAAGCUCUUGAGUCUUUAGAGAGGUUAGACCCAGAUCAUCGCAGCCCGUGUUGUGAUACACACUCGGCCCCUCCCACUGCUCCGACCACUGCAGCUCCAGCCGCUCCGUCCUCUUCCUCAUCCUCAUCUUCAUCUCUCACCUCAGCUACCACACAGACACCUGUACUGGACGUGGCACUUUCGCCAAGCAACAGCUAUGAAGCCUCACCUCCACCCUUAUACCCACCAAGCGGGGUACAGAGGUCAUUCAGCUACGACCUGGCAGAGGAAGACUGGGACUUGGAAGAGAAAGUUGAGGAGUAUAUGAGGAGGGACAGUAAUCUAGUGAAGGAGGAGAUCAAGGCCUUUUUAAAUAACAGAAGAAUCUCUCAGGCUAUCGUUGGACAAGUCACAGGUAUAAGUCAAAGCUAUAUCUCUCAGUGGUUACUGCAGCAGGGUCUUGAGAUGAGUGACUCCAAGCGCAGAACCUUCUACCGCUGGUACCUUUUGGAGCGUAACAGCCCUGGACUCAGAUGGAGUGAAAACCAGCACGCACAGGGCCCCAGGAGCAGGACUGACACCCCGUGGAGUAGGCAGAGAGAACUGCUGAUGCAUCUGCUCCCAUGGUACUCUGCACACCAGUCACAGCCAGGAGCAACUCUGUCAAUGCGCUCUCUGGUAAAAGAGGAGCCAGACUGGAGGAUGGCUGGUAGCCCCGGUGAUAGGGCGGCUGUAGGUGGGCCUUUCAGAUUGCGUAGAGGAAGCCGCUUCACGUGGAGAAAGGAGUGCCAGUCAAUCAUGGAGAGUUUCUUUUUAGAGAACCAGUAUCCUGAUGAAGCUAAAAGGGAGGAGAUUGCCAAUGCCUGUAAUUCUGUGAUUCAAAAACCAGGGUGCAAGUUGUCCGAGUUCGAGAGAGUCACAGCGCUUAAGGUGUAUAAUUGGUUUGCCAAUCGCAGGAAGGAGAUGAAGAGACGUGCAAACAUAGAGGCAGCCAUUCUGGAGAGCCAUGGAAUAGAAGUGCCAAGCCCCAGCUGUCACUCAAACGGGGAGGAGAUUGAAACCCAAGAGUUCAGUGAUCAAGUAGUGAAUCAACGAUUCUCUGAGCAAGAGGAACUGACUCCCAGGAAAGAUAUUGAACAAGAUGGACCAUCAGUGGCUGCUAUGGCAGUUGUGCCUCUUCCAAGCCCCACCCCUCAGCUUGUGGAACAGAAGAUGGACGAAUCAAAAAGGGAGGCAGUUGACGAGGAGUGAUGUCUGGGAGGAGAUUUUUUUGAUAUCUUAAGGUGGUUCAAAAUGCUGACUCUCAGCAUCAGUUCCACAGGUCUUAUCUCCGGGAUGUUGCGUGAGUCAGGGCUGAUACCAAAUGCUCUGGUGCCUCUAGUGGUAGGGAGGCCACUGUAUGUAUUUAUGGUAAUCAUGCUUGUAGUAAUGGCAAUAUUUAUCUCUAUAUAUCGUGCAUUCCAAGACAGUCUUAAUGCAACAAUCGUCUUAGAGGGAAAGAUAUGUCUGGUGCAAAAACUGGUACCCCCUUCCCCCCCUUAAUGCUAAAGCCUCGUCUUUAAACCUUGCUGUUCUCAUUUUUUACAGUUUAAUGAAUUGCAGUAUCUACAUAGCUGGGACUGGAGAGGUUGAGAGAACCUGCAGGACAGGUAUUCAGAUGUGGUGAGGGGGUGUACUGCAGUUGGUGUGGAGCUUGUUUGAUUACUGGGGCGUUUGAAAAACGCCCCUAGCCAUAUGCAAUAGGUAAUAAAUAAGAUAGUUAGAGAAAGACCACGCCCCUCAAAGAGCACCAUCAACUCAGGUAAUUCCAAAGCAGGGAAUCUAGAGACAAUGGAAUAGGCCCUAUGCUAAUGCACCAUAGUGUAGUUCAGUGGAAUUCCUGCAAGAAUGGGUUUCUUGGAAAUUAAUAAGCUUUCAUAAUCAAUCAAAACUUUAAUAUCUAUGUUUGUUUCCACGUUAUUUUAGUAAAAAGAAAGAAAAAAAAAAGCUAACCGUGAAUUUAUGUAGAUGUGAUCAAAAAAGUAACAGAUGAUCACAAUUUUUUCAUGCUGUUUUCUAUAUUAACCACUACAUCAAGCCCUUUUAAAACCAGUCAUUUAAGUAUCUGUGACCUCUGGCUGGUCUUUGGGCUCUAAAAUGUAUUAAAUUGUUUUUCUUAUGAUUUGCUUUAAGCACCAUUACUGCUUCUUUGAUAAGCUAACGAUGUAUGUAAAACGACAAAGCUAUACAUGUCUAUGUGAGAUUUAGCAUACAAUGCAAAAAAAAGCUAUGUUAAUGUGAGUGCCUGGACUUCAGUACUCACAGAUUAUCUCCUGGUCCAUAUGAAGCCAAAGCUGUACCAAUAUGAGUAUUGACAAAAGAGGAACCGUGUGAACACAUUGCAAAAUGAAAUGCAAAUGAAUCUCCUUUGUGAGAGAUUUGAAAGCACUUGGAUGUAAAGACCAUGUAAUGGCCUAAAGCUAUAAAAUAUGAUUAAUCUGACCUAAUUCAGCCGUGUCCGUAUGAAUGGGUUUUAGCGCUGCACGCUGUCCAGGCUUUGCUUUUUCCUGAUGACAUA